GCUUCACCUUGCCUCGAUUCUCUCCUCUUUCUAUCCCAGUGCUGCUGGCUAAUUGCUCCUCCCCAUCAUCAUCUUCUUCCGCACUCCAUCGCCAAGGGUCUUUUUUUCCCCAUCUCUGCUCCAUCUGAACACUGCUUCUGUCCUUUGUAUCCCCCAUCCUUCCCUGGCUUCUUCGCCAACAUCUGCAAUCCCACAACAGAAUCUUUUUCUUGUCUGCAACGCUGCACAAUUAUACUCACAACUCGCAUAGUUGUUUAUUAUCACCUUUUAUUUCACUUCUUCUUGUUCAUUUACAGUUUUUAUACGUCUUCCACUUUGCAGUUGAGGGUGGAAAGAGUCUUCUUUUUAGAUUUCAUAUCAUCCAGCACCUUAUAGAAACUUCUUGCCUGUUUUUGCUUGUCCCGCAUUCUUGUCUCUACCAUCUCUAAAAGUCCCUGUUACCUAUCCGUUUAUUCAACAUGGCUACUACGACCCAGGCCCCUGUCAACGGCAACUAUCCUGUUCAGCAAACAUAUGUCGACGCUUAUAGUCACGCUCAGGCCGCGGUCAAUAACAAUGCCGCGAGUUUCCAGCAGACACAGUCUGCUACUCCGUCAAAUGCUCCCCCGAGCGAGCAGAAGAAUGAUAUAUCCAAGGAUGAGGUCGGCUGGUAUUUCGUCGAACAGUACUAUACAACCAUGAGCCGCAGCCCUGAGAAAUUGCAUCUUUUCUACUCUCGACGCUCGCAGCUCGUUUUCGGAACUGAAGCUGAGACUGUUCCCGUCGUGGUUGGGCAGAAGGCUAUCAAUGAGAAGAUUAGGCAGCUGGACUUCCAUGACUGCAAAGUCCGUGUCCUCAAUGUCGAUUCUCAGGCCUCCUUCGAGAAUAUUUUGAUCUCGGUCAUUGGCGAAAUCUCCAACAGAUCGGAGCCGUCGCGCAAGUUCGUCCAAACUUUUGUUCUGGCCGAGCAACCUAACGGUUACUAUGUCCUUAAUGACAUCUUCCGGUACCUCGUUGACGAGGAGGAACUCGUACCAGAGGAGCCUGUUCCUGCUGAUGAGACUGCCAAAGAGACCGCUCAGGCUCCUACGGAGCCUGCCGCCGAGGCUGCAGCCCCCUCUCUGGAGGCUCAGGUGAACAACGAAGCUGCCGCAGAGAAAGUUGAUGAGAAGCUGGAGCAUAUUGAUGUCAACGGUGCCGAAGAACAACCCAAGGAGCCUGCACCGAGCAACGGCGUUGAUAUUCAAGAAGCGGAGGCUCAGCAGCCCGUCCCGGCUGAUGAAGAGCUCAAGCCCGAAAAGCCAAAGACCCCAGAGCCGACUCCUGUUGCACCAACAGACAAGGAAGCUCCUACAGCCGAGAAGGAGGCCGCUCCUCCAGCUAAGGCUGUUCCCAAGACUUGGGCUAACAUUGCGUCCAAAUCUGGAGCCUCUGCACUUGUUCCUCCUGCAAUUCCUGUUGCCCCACCUAAGGCUGCUCCUGCUGCUGCAUCGCCUAAGCCUGCCGCGACUCCUGCACCGGCUGCUGAGCCUACGCCUAGCCAGACACCCUCAAAUGACAGCGCUGGCUGGCAAACUGCCGGCGAAAACAAGAAGUCGCAGCCUCGUACGGGUGACGAUCAGAACGUUCUUGCUUACAUCAAGAACGUAACCGAGAAGGUUGAUGCCAGCUUGCUCCGGCAAGCACUAUCUCAGUAUGGCAAGCUCAAGUAUUUCGAUGUGAGCCGCCAAAAGGUAUGGUCUUUUAAUCCAAGCACCCUCCCUUGCGUUGGGCGUGGGAGCUAACACAAUUCAGAACUGUGCUUUCAUCGAGUUCGCGGAGCCCGCUGGUUACGCUGCUGCAGUGGCAGCCAACCCUCACCAAAUCGGAACUGAACAGAUUUACGUUGAAGAACGCCGUACUCGUACCAAUGCUUACGGCGGAAAUGCCAACUUUGGAGCUGGCAGGGGUGGUGCUGGCCGUGGUCGUGCUGGACAAGGCCGGGGCGGCUUCCAACGAGAUGGCGGCCGUGGAGGGUUUGCUCCCCGUGGCCGUGGCGGAAACGUCACGCCCAAGGGCCGCAACCAGCCUCAGGCUGCAUAAAGGAAAGGAUGCCAGUGAGAAUUCGAAUGCGUCAUGCUUUCUUUAUCUCUCCGGCCGACGAUACCUCUUUUUCUUUUUUCUACCAACCCCGCUGGUUGGUGCAGCGCUGAUCUUUGUUCUAUUGCUUACGGAAUUUCCAGGUUAUGUAUUACUUUCCCAUUUACCCAUAAUGACAUGUGUUAUGUGGCUCUCAUUUUUGUCACAGUGCAUCUUAGCGGUUGGAAAAAAGUUUUCAUUUUUCCCAGCUCAGCACUUUUAUUUUCCAUGGCCUCUUUGGUUUGUGUUUUAUGAGCUCUUUUUUUUUGUUACUUACUUUCUGCCUUUGUAUUGUCCGCAUCCGUGUGAUCCUAGCAUAGCGCACAGAAAGCCUAUAUUCUUCUCCCCUAUUAUUCCACAUAUCCUUCUCUUUCUCCCUGAUACUGUAUUUCAGAUCUCAGCCUAACAACACUUAGUGUUCCUGUGCUCUCUUCUUUCUAUUUCUAUUUUUAUUUUUAUUUUUUUAUUUUUUCACAUUGGUAUUGGCACCGUGAAUUGUGUGGAUGCAUGGAAUACUGUACAAUCAAUCCACUCAGGCACAGUGAAUUGGUUUGCAGGAAGGGAACAGUAUAUGGAUAUCUGCAAAUAUGCUAGAAUACACCUUUAGCUAAUGUAAAACAAUCGUGAAUUUUGAAGCUUCUCAGGGUUGCUGCGCCAACAGGGCUGGCGGAGAGCAAGGGCGGAGGGCGG
Molecule: messenger RNA, 2787 nt
Organism: Monascus purpureus
Lineage: Eukaryota; Fungi; Ascomycota; Eurotiomycetes; Eurotiales; Aspergillaceae
Source: the annotation of a GenBank genome assembly